This is a messenger RNA of Cannabis sativa, 1084 nucleotides long. RefSeq lists its product as uncharacterized. The transcript has 3 exons. Bases 50 to 649 code for a protein of 199 amino acids. The record is from RefSeq and is a predicted model, not a curated record. NCBI's taxonomy places the organism in Eukaryota, Viridiplantae, Streptophyta, Magnoliopsida, Rosales, Cannabaceae.
UUAGUUAAUACCCUUAUUGCUUUAAAGUUUAUUUGUUAAUGGUGUAGACAUGGCGAACUCGGAAUCAGGAUCUGAUUCGGGAGCAGAAAAUGAGUGUCCAACCACAAUACGUACACGAGGGCCGACGCAAAUGAAUGAAAUAUCCAAACUAAUGGAUCAGGGCAAAAGAGUGGCCCUCGAAGUUAAUGAUAAAGGUCAAUACUGUGGAAAAAGCUAUGCGAAGCUCGUAUCCACUCUAGGAGUCAGAUGUCGGCAGACAAUAGGGUUGACCUAUAAAAACUGGAAAGAAGUCAACCCGACUCUGAAAAAUAAAGUUUGGAAAGACAUUCAGACGGGGUUCAUUGUGCCGGACUCCUUCAAACAUGAUUGUCUCAUCCUAGCUGGGAAGUUAAUGAAAGACUUCAAGAAUAGGAUGACAAAAGACAUCAUAAUGCCCGCGUUGAAAGAGAAUGAUCUGGGACGACUGGCACAAGUCCCUGAAAAGCACCCCGAGAUCGACGCUGCUGAUUGGUGCAAAUUUGUUGAAAGUCGACUAACUCCUGAAUUUCUGGAAUUGAGUAAGGUGCAACGUGAACGUUUUGUUGGGUUUUAUGCCCUAAAUAAAACUCUGUUUCAAUGUAAUCCAGAUUAUUCUAUAUCAAUAAAGUAACAGAAGUAAUUUUUCAUUCACUUGUGUAUGUUUUGGUUCACUUAAUCAAUUGCUUGUCUAUUUCAUUUAUAAAUUCAUCCAAACCCCUUUCAGAUACUUGAACAUGUUUAUUGUGUUGUCAGCACAGUGGAAAAUAAACAUGACUAUGUGAAUAAAGUAUUCCUAGAUUUAUCAGAACACUGGGUUUCACUGAUAUGACAAUCUACAACAGAGUUUACUUACAUUUGGAGAAAUGUUAUGUUCUUUCCAGAACAUAGGUUAAAGUAAAGCUCAGGUUGGAUGCAUGGAGUAUGCAUUGGAAUGGACCGAUAUUGAACUUUGAAUUAGAUUUUGAAACUUACCGUAAACAUCUAUUCAAAUCAAUAUCAGAAGUUGAUCCUAGAUCACAUGAUCUAAAUCCUGAUAUGGUUAGGCUUAAUUUCAAGAGUGUUAUUC